AUGAACCACGUGGUCUUUGUGGCUGUUUCAACUAUUUCCCCUCCUGCCUGAUAAGCUUCAGAAAUAAACAAGAUAUUUAUCAGAAGACCUCAUUAAUUUGUUUUUUUUUUAAUUUGCUAAGAAAGUGAGAGUAAUCCCUCCCCCGAGGUACUCAUCUUGCUGAAUUCCGGAAAUCUAUCAUAGCACUGAGGCUAAUCUCUUCGCAACAGAAAAGGUCAUCUAAGGAUCAUCUCGACUGUGGCAUUUUCGCAAUUUGUGAUUGAUUUUCACAAUCUCACUUGUUUACGCAAUUUCUGGAGCUUGCAGUGCAUUCAGUUGCUUCAAAGUAGUCGUCCAAGGAGGCUCGACACUAGCUGAUCAGAGAUUUGUAAAAGUUUUAAAGAAAGCACAAAAAUCAUGCCGGGAGACGAAUUUUUGGGCUAUAGAUCACCGCUGAGCUCACGAUAUGCCAGCAAGGAGAUGCAGUACCUCUUUAGUGAUCAAAAUAAAUUUUCCACAUGGAGAAAACUCUGGAUUAUGCUGGCUAAAGCUGAAAAGGAACUGGGUCUGGAGAUCACUGAUGAUCAAAUAGCUGAAAUGGAAGCCAAUGUGGACAACAUUGACUUUGAUGCUGCAGCUGCUGAGGAAAAGCUCACACGGCACGAUGUCAUGGCACAUGUUCAUGUCUUUGCCAAGUUGUGCCCCAAAGCAGCCCCUAUAAUUCACCUGGGCGCCACUUCGUGCUACGUUGGGGACAAUACGGAUCUCCUCAUCAUCCGUGCUGGACUCGAUUUGUUGCUGAAUCGCGUGGCGGGCGUUAUCUCGCGUCUAUCGGAAUUCGCGAGAGAAUAUCGGAAUCUCCCAACUCUGGGUUUCACCCACAUGCAACCGGCACAGUUGACUACCGUGGGCAAGAGAGCUACUCUCUGGAUUUCUGACUUGCUCAUGGACGAGAGGGCACUCAGGAGAUGCCGUGAAGAUCUCUGCUUCCGCGGUGUGAAAGGAACCACGGGGACUCAGGCAUCAUUCCUGCAGCUUUUUGAUGGGAAUGGAGCUAAAGUUCGCGCUUUGGACAAGAGAGUUGGUGAGCUGGCAGGAUUCUCAAAGUGCUACCCUGUUACUGGUCAAACGUACUCCCGCAAAGUGGAUGUGGAAGUUGUGGCUGCUCUUUCGAGUUUUGGUGCAACUGUACACAAAAUGUGCUCAGAUUUGCGCAUUUUGGCUUCACGAAAGGAAGUUGAGGAACCCUUCGAGAGCACUCAAAUUGGGUCAUCAGCCAUGCCCUACAAACGCAACCCAAUGCGAUCUGAACGAUGCUGUGCUAUUGCAAGGCACUUGAUCACCCUCCAUGCCAAUGCAGCAAACACCUAUGCAACUCAGUGGUUCGAAAGGACCCUCGAUGACUCCGCAAAUAGGCGUUUGACUCUUUCAGAAGCUUUCCUGAGUGCCGAUGCGGUACUUUUGACCCUUUUGAAUGUCUCCCAGGGACUCGUUGUCUAUCCCAAAGUGAUUGAGCGUCAUAUUGCUCAAGAACUUCCAUUCAUGUCUGCGGAGAAUGUGAUCAUGGCAAUGGUGAAGGCAGGUGGUGAUCGUCAGGUGUGUCAUGAAAAAAUUCGUGUUCUCUCGCACGAGGCAGGGGCUCAGGUGAAGGAACACGGCAAGGAUAAUGAUCUGGUGGCUAGAAUUAAGGCUGAUCCCUACUUUGCACCAAUUAUAUCGCAAUUGGAUGCUAUUCUCGAUCCAAAAACAUUCAUUGGUCGAGCAGCUGAGCAAGUUGAUGAAUUUCUCGAAGAGGAAGUGGCUCCAAUUUUGGGGAAAUACAAGGAUCAUCUUAAGGGGUUGAAAGCUGUCCAGUUGAACAUUUAAAAAAUAUGCUACAAAUAAUAAUUUUUCAUUUUUUGGGAUAUUGUUUGAAAUAAAAGAAGUUAUUAAUUGAAAAAAAAA
Messenger RNA from Lutzomyia longipalpis, 1923 nucleotides. RefSeq names its product adenylosuccinate lyase (gene Adsl). Gene Ontology annotation, molecular function: N6-(1,2-dicarboxyethyl)AMP AMP-lyase (fumarate-forming) activity; (S)-2-(5-amino-1-(5-phospho-D-ribosyl)imidazole-4-carboxamido) succinate lyase (fumarate-forming) activity. The transcript has 3 exons. The record is from RefSeq and is a predicted model, not a curated record. Gene Ontology annotation, biological process: 'de novo' AMP biosynthetic process. Gene Ontology annotation, cellular component: cytosol. NCBI's taxonomy places the organism in Eukaryota, Metazoa, Arthropoda, Insecta, Diptera, Psychodidae. The coding region runs from base 397 to 1845 and encodes 482 amino acids.